GAUUGAAGCGAUCGAGGAGGAAGCACGACGAGGGUUCUCGACUCCAACAGAGCGAUUCUCGAGUUAGACUGUGCCGGAAAGCAUCCCGCAAGGCCGCACUGUCACAGCUCUGAAGCCCAGAAUGUAGGGUCCUUGGACUGCCGCCCUUUGUGCACCGAUAGGAGCCCCAAAAUGGCAGAGGGAGCGAAGGAGGAAGAGACCCAAGGUCUGUACGCCGUGCUGCCCUGGGACAAGUUCAGCAACUGGCUCCAUUGUGUCUGUGUGGUCACCUUUGACCUCGAAAUUGGGCAAACUCUCGAGCUGGUUUACCCCACCCACGUCCGGCUCAGCGAGCAAGAAAAGACAAAUAUUUGCUACCUGGCGUUCCCUGACUCGAACUCAGGCUGCAUGGGUGAUACUCAGUUCCACGUGAGGAUUCGACAGUCUCCUGGCCGACAGGGCCUUGCUCCAGACCUUGGGGUCUACAACUCCAAGUGUCCCGUCCAUCUGAAGGCCGAUCCGGGCUACUUUCACGGCUAUGUCUAUUUCAGACAAAUCAAGGACAAAACCAUCCCCAGAGGGUACUUCCAAAAGAGUGUUGUACUGCUUUCUCGUCUGCCGUUCAUAAGUCUGUUCCAUAAAGUUGCCCACAGGAUGGCAAACGAGUUUUUUGAGCGUGGCGAAACCAGUAUAGAAGCUGCGUGCCACGAUGUUGACCAGUGGGCUCCUCCCCUGCCUGGUGAACAAGUUUCCCUACCUUUACUAGGAGAGAUUCUACAGACUCAAAUUCCCUGCAAGAGCAGCAGUUUAACGUCGCCUGGGUCGCCAAGCAAAUGCGUGGUGCAGGCGCCUUCACCGACAGUGCUUCCUUCGGUGCACGACGUCAAUUUGUACAAGAGCUUCUGCCCCGUGUUGUCGCACGUGCACCUGCUCUGGGAGCUGGUGCUCACGGCCGAGCCCAUAAUCGUGAUGGCGCCGUCGCCGACCGUUUGUUCCGAAAUGGUCUACUCGCUUGUUACUAUGAUUGUGCCGCUGCUGUACUGCGCUGACUACAGACCCUUCUUCACGAUACACGACUCCGAGUUCAAGGAGUACACCGCGAAUGCCCACGCGCCGCCGUCUGUUAUUCUUGGCGUGACCAACCCUUUCUUCGCCAAGACCCUGCAAAACUGGCCUCAUAUCAUUCGACUUGGUGAAACCCAAAGUUUAGCCACCCCUCAAAAACAUAAGCUGAAGAAAGCGAGCAACCUGAAGAUGCUAGAUUCCAAGCCUGGCGUUUACACAUAUUACAAAUCGUUCCUGCAGAAGGACAAAAACAUAAUCAAAAAGUUGAUCAAGGGAACACAAAUGAAGAGGCCGUGUGAGGUGCAAAACGCGCUCCUCAGGCGCCACCUGCUUGAACUCACGCAGAGCUUCAUGAUACCUCUGGAACGAUACAUGGCCAGUCUGAUGCCACUCCAGAAAAAUAUCUCUCCUUACAAGUUUGUAAAUUUUCAGGCUGCUCCAAUACCCAAACCAUUUAAUCCUGACGACUUCAUCGCAACUCUGGAAACCUCAGGGCCGCAAUUGACCUCCGGAAUAAAAGGAGAUUGGGUCGGACUCUACAGGAAAUUCUUCAGGUCGUGCAAUUUCAGCGCCUGGUACAAUGCUCGAUACCAUGAAGUCAGUCUCAAACUCCAAACGUUGCAGCUGCAGGCCCUCUCAGAUGCGGACCUGAAGGUGUGGGUGCAAGGCAAGAAGGAGGUCGAGGUUGUGGACAUGGUGUUGCAAAUCAAACACAAAAUUGAGCAGAGCCAGUCAGAAGAGCUGCCCCUGAGUGGAGUGACCAAAGAACAGUUGCAAAAGCGCCUUGAUGACAUUAUUUUUACACUUCCUGAGGACUUAAGAGCCGUGCUCAAAAACUGCUGACCUUAAAGAAAUCAAGGCUACUCGAAAUGUGCCAGUUGUGGACAAAUUUAUUCGUAAAUAAUGUCAUAUUGAUAUUUCUUUUAACCGAUGAUUUUGAGCUGGGAACAAAGUUUUCAACUUUAAACAACGACUUUAGUCAGUUAUUCAAAUAUAUUAACUGAGAGAUUCUAUUUAAUUUUCACCUUAUUUGUGAUUUUCAUCUUAUUGGUUGUAACUCUCUGAUGAAAACUCAAACAUGAAUGAUUCUACGCCGUGUACGCUUAAUAACUUACUUUUAAAUAACUGCAGCUUGUGUAUGUACAAAGUGAGAAUAUUUUAGCAGCAGCAGCCGUUGGUGCUGUUUGUUCAUUUACUAACUCGGCACUAGCUGUUUUAGAACGAAACAUGAGAGGGUUAAUCCAUCUCAUUCCAACAUGACAAGUUGACGGGUCGCCGUAUUCUUUUGUAUUUGUGUGCUACAGUCAUUCAUGGAAUGUAAUUCAGAUGAAAAAAUGGAUAUUAGGGUAGUUGCAAUUAAAGCAGUGCAAAGAAGUGAUGAGUAUUGUUCGAGGGCUGCUUCCUCUAUCCUCGAAUCUCAAUUGCUAUUUUGUAUGUUUAUGAAAGUGCAGGCAAAAAAUGAUUGUAUAAUAAACACGAGAAGUGAGAGAUUUAACAUGGUAAAA
Molecule: messenger RNA, 2549 nt
Organism: Cloeon dipterum
Lineage: Eukaryota; Metazoa; Arthropoda; Insecta; Ephemeroptera; Baetidae
Product: protein DENND6A
Exons: 8
Coding region: 172-1887 (571 amino acids)
Cellular component (GO): recycling endosome
Molecular function (GO): guanyl-nucleotide exchange factor activity
Source: RefSeq, a predicted model, not a curated record